Molecule: messenger RNA, 1026 nt
Organism: Varanus komodoensis (Komodo dragon)
Lineage: Eukaryota; Metazoa; Chordata; Lepidosauria; Squamata; Varanidae
Gene: SOX3
Product: SRY-box transcription factor 3
Exons: 1
Coding region: 40-1026 (328 amino acids)
Biological process (GO): negative regulation of transcription by RNA polymerase II; anatomical structure morphogenesis; positive regulation of transcription by RNA polymerase II
Molecular function (GO): RNA polymerase II cis-regulatory region sequence-specific DNA binding; DNA-binding transcription factor activity, RNA polymerase II-specific
Source: RefSeq, a predicted model, not a curated record
CCGCGCGCCAAGCUGGCGCACCUCCUGCCCUCCCCGACCAUGUACGGCAUGCUGGAGGGCGAGCUGAAGGCUCCCCAGCCCAGCUCCGGAGGAGGAGGCCCGGCUGGCAGCAGCGCCCCGGGCGGCAAUGGCAAAGGGGGCGGCGGCGGAGGGGGCGGCGGCGGCGGGGCCGGCGCCGCCGACCAGGACCGCGUGAAGAGGCCCAUGAACGCCUUCAUGGUGUGGUCGCGCGGCCAGCGGCGCAAGAUGGCCCAGGAGAACCCCAAGAUGCACAACUCGGAGAUCUCCAAGCGGCUGGGCGCGGACUGGAAGCUGCUGAGCGACGGCGAGAAGCGCCCCUUCAUCGACGAGGCGAAGCGGCUGCGCGCCGUCCACAUGAAGGAGUACCCGGAUUACAAGUACCGGCCGCGCCGCAAGACCAAGACGCUGCUCAAGAAGGACAAGUACGCGCUGCCGGGCGGCCUGCUGGCGCCGGGCGGCGCGGGCGCGGGCGCGGGCAGCAGCCCCGUCGGCGUGGGCCAGCGCCUGGACUCGUACGCGCACGUGAACGGCUGGCCCAACGGCGCGUACGCCUCGCUGAUGCCCGAGCAGCUGGGCUACGGCCAGCACCCGGCCAUGGGCGGCGCGCAGCUGCCGCCCGUGCACCGCUACGACGUGGGCGGCCUGCAGUACAGCCCCAUCAUGACCAGCGCGCAGCCCUACCUGAGCGGCGCCGCCUCCACCUACAGCAUGGCCGCCGCCGCCGCCGCCGCCUACGGCCCGCAGCCGCCGGGCCACGCCAUGGGCCUGGGGACCAUGGGCUCCGUGGUGAAGUCCGAGCCCAGCUCGCCGCCGCCGGCCAUCGCCUCGCACUCUCAGCGCGCCUGCCUGGGCGACCUGCGCGACAUGAUCAGUGUGUACCUGCCCCCCGGCGGCGACGCGGCGGACCCGUCCUCGCUGCCGGGCACCCGGCUCCACGGCGUCCACCAGCACUACCAGGGCGGCGGCGCGGCCGUGAACGGGACGGUACCGCUCACGCACAUCUAG